Microstroma glucosiphilum is the source of this 1697-nucleotide messenger RNA. Its product is annotated as kinase-like protein. Gene Ontology annotation, molecular function: protein serine/threonine kinase activity; ATP binding; protein binding. The record is from RefSeq and is a predicted model, not a curated record. NCBI's taxonomy places the organism in Eukaryota, Fungi, Basidiomycota, Exobasidiomycetes, Microstromatales, Microstromataceae. Gene Ontology annotation, cellular component: cytoplasm; nucleus. The transcript has a single exon. Gene Ontology annotation, biological process: meiotic recombination checkpoint signaling; protein phosphorylation. Bases 139 to 1629 code for a protein of 496 amino acids.
UUCCGCCGGCGCGAGAUUGGUGGUGGUGGCCUGAGACUAGGCACAACGGACGUAAGUCUACUUGGGAAGGAUGUCAAUGGCGUUAUAUGCUCACUGCAUCGUUCACCGCUUCGAGUGUAAGAGGUGUGUCCUCCGGAGAUGAAGCGCUCAUCUACUUCAGCGCAAGUAGCAGACGGACCGGUAGCGAUCUCAGCUUCACAGGGCAACGGACACUCUUCACCACCUAACGACAAGCCCGACCCCAGGCUGCCAAAGCGCUUCGUACACCCUCUGACUAAGGAGAAUAUCGUCAUUUGCAGCAGAAGCAACCUGAGCUGGGGCGAGAAAGAAGUAGCUCGGCUAGAGACGACAAGGAAUGGCGUCAAGCAAAUCCUCGCUCUACAGCUCGAUCGUCCUUUCAUAGUGGGGCGAGCAAAGGAUUGCGACUACGUGGUCAGCUCAAAGUAUGCUUCGGGGCGUCAUUUGAGGCUGCUUGCCCACACAACAGACUCUGGACACAUGUUCGUAUCUUGUGAGGACCUAUCGUCCAAUGGUCUCCUUUGGAAUGGCCGCAAGCUCAGCCAAGCAAAGCUACUACUUGGGAAAGGGGACAUCAUCGAGAUCCCUCGCUGUCAGGCCUUCGCAUACAGACAUCUUCAAGGUGACCCUCCCCCUUCAGAGACCAAGGAUGGCAAGGAAGAAGGUGCGAAUGCUCGCAGAAUCGGUCACCGCUACACCAUCAUGAGUCGCAUCCUCGGCACUGGAUCGUUCUCUCAGGUUUACCUUGCCUGCGAUGGAAAGCAGAAGAAGCAGAUUGCCUGCAAGAGACAAUGUAUGCGUAAGACCGAGCGGCAGGACUUUAUCAACAUGGAGCGGGAGCUGAUCAUUCUCUCGAAGCUUCGUCAUCCCAAUAUCAACUCUGUCAUCGAGUGGAUACAGGAGGACUCGUGGCUUUACCUCUUCAUCGAAAUCGUCACAGGGAGCGACCUCUUCAAUUGGACACUCAAGCAAGGACGAGCCACUGAAGGCGAGGCAAUCUUCAUUGCCUAUCAGCUUCUCUUGGCCCUCUCUUUCUUACAUGAAAGGAACAUCGCCCACCGUGAUGUCAAGCCGGAGAAUGUGCUCCUCCUCUCUGCCGGUACUCGCUUUCCCCAUGUUCAGCUGGCUGAUUUUGGUCUGUCUUGGGAAGAAGACACCACGCCAAAGGUGGGCUUAGAUGGCAGGGCGAUCGCUUUGCCGCCUCGCGCUUUCACUCAGAGCGGCACAGUGGCAUACCAGCCUCCUGAAUUUCACAUGAGCGCGGUGUUGCGGACCGGAUACAAUCCCUACCUAGACGACUCGUGGGCAUUGGGCUGCACACUCGCUCUAGUGCUCCUCGGUCUUCACCCAUUCGACCAAUCUGGCGCAAGCCCCGGCGCAGACUUUACUUUCUAUGUCCAAGAGCACCUGCUCACUGAAGGCGUAACCACUCGCGAGGAACUUGAGGCGAAGAACUGGUGGAUCGAAGAAAAGCCACCGGACGAAGGCGGCAAUGCUGAAGAGGAAGACCUUGCCAAAAUUGCGAAAAGGGACCUGGUCCGUCGCAUCUUCGAAGGGCUCCACUGGCGUGACUACCCUGAGGAGUUCCGACCAUCUCUGGAAGGUAUGUGAGCUACUGUUGAGAGAAGUGAUGUGGGAGGAGAGCGAUUGUGAUCUAAGGGAGUUGUUAGCUGAAGUCC